AUGGAUAUCAACAGAUGGCUUGAAGGGACGGCAAUCAACAUCCCACCCGCUUACCAGACCCCGGCUCACGGGCUAGAUCCUCCUUCAUUCCCUCAUGCCCAUGGCGGUGCCGAUGAGGAACCGAGUCGGAAGCGGCGCAACCGGAAACAGCCUUCUUCGGACAGCUCGCUUCUCAAAGACGAUCGACCACGGCGACCUCCUAUAUCGGCUGCAAGCCAGGGCCACAAUGACCAUGCGCCGAGCAAGCUCACGUCGUCCGGACAAUCCAGCGAGUUAGAAUCCUCCUCGGAUGAAGAAUCUGCAGAGGACCGCUACAAGCGCAGACCUCGCCACAAGACCCGGCCCGACCUCUACGAUCCGAAGCCGGAUCAGAAGGCCAAGAGCACUCGGAAACAUCGGGGGGAAAAGAGGGAUUCGAAGAAGAGGAAGCGGAAGUCAAAGCGAAGGACCAAGGACAAGCCGGGCGCAGGUCUAGUGCAGACCUUCCACGCGAAGAAUGUCGCCAUAUCUCGACUGACUAUGAAGCCAGGAGAGAAUCUUGGACUCUUCAAAAAGGGUCGCGCAUCAUCGCCGGUAAGAGGCCGAGGAUUACCUGAUCUGACGUUCAACGAGAUGAAGUUUCUGCAAAAGCGACGAGACCCAGCAGAGGAACAAUCGCCCGCCGAAGCGCCCAAGAAACGGCGAAAGAAGGAUCAGGCGCACGCAAAGCAGGAUGAUAUUUCUGCAUACUUCGCCGCUAAGAGGCCUCCACUAGCAGAUAGGCACACAAACAUCCCUUCGAAGCCGCGCCCUUCGCACCGUGAUCCGAUUCAGAAGUCAGCGCAGGACUAUGAGCAACACCGUUCUCUGAGUGCGGAUCCUGCAAUAUCAACCGUUGAGCUCCCAGAGAAACCAUACUUGGGAUUUGGAAGCAGAGGUACCCAGCCAGUCAGCGCUAGCUACUACUCAUGGUCGGGCUCUAUCAGACAGCCUAGUGUCCCGCUUCCAGCAAACGGACAUGCCGAGCCACGACAGCCGCCUUUCCGGCAUGACGUCGAACCUGUGCAAAUCAACAGAAAGGCAGGCGCUCCAGGGCACAAUGGUCACAGCCAGACAGGUGUGGGGAACAACACCUCAUUGGUACAGCCAUUCGAAGCAGCGCGCAAGGCUACGGAGAAGCAGCGGCCUGCUCGACCGCAAGAUCUGGCGCAACCAGAAAUAAACACAGCUGUAGUCGAUCGUUCGACCCGACAUGUACCGCCCUCCCAUCCUUUUGAUCGAAACCACAUUCCGCCAAGGGACGCCCAGAACAGGAGUCCUCGUAUGCCGUCAUCCCACAAAAGAAAUAGUCGCGCAGCUCCACGAGAUCAGCGAAGACCACAUGUGCUUCCCACUGCGCGGACUGAGAGUAGAUCCAGUGUAAACAUCGGUGCCUUACCAGAGUUACCACGGCCGCAGCAGACGCUCAGAACCAGAACAGAAGUUAAUGAGAGCUCCACAGAGAACGUAGAGCCUGAGUCGAACUCAUCACUAGGGAGGUUACUGCGAGAGUGCGACGAUGCUGUAGCGAUACGACAAGACCAGGCGGCGCCCCUGUCUCAGCUUGAAGAGCGGCCGAACGAAGAGAGGAUGGUUCCAAAUGCCGAGACGAGUUCGAGGGCUACACAUCCACAAGGCUUCCCACUGCGUCUCCCUCUACAGCGAGCGCCGGUGGUUACGCCAGACUCGUCAAUGUAUCCGAAUCUUUACCGACGGCAGCAUUUAGACGAGCGCCAGGCAGAAACCUUACCGGAAGGGGCGGACAUCAUGGGAAGCAUGCAUCACGAUCAGCUGGAUGAAGAGAUCUACGAUGAUUUUGUUGGUGGACAUGAAGAACAGUAUGCCGGUUUGGAAGAGUCAUACAGCAGAUACUCUGAGGAGCAAUUAGCACACGCAACGAUCGGGUUUGAUGUUAGCGAAUCGGCUGCUUACGAGCAGGAAACUGUGCCCGACGGGCAACAAGAGCAGGAUGAAUGCGCUGCUAUGUUCGCGGGGUUUUGGCGUCCCCAUCGGCUGUAUUGA
Messenger RNA from Coniosporium apollinis CBS 100218, 2040 nucleotides. RefSeq lists its product as uncharacterized. The coding region runs from base 1 to 2040 and encodes 679 amino acids. The record is from RefSeq and is a predicted model, not a curated record. The transcript has 3 exons. NCBI's taxonomy places the organism in Eukaryota, Fungi, Ascomycota, Dothideomycetes.